AUGUCGUGCCGCUCCUUCCAGCUGGGCUCCAGGUGCGGCGGUCAGAGCUUCAGCUCGUGCUCGGCGGUGCUGCCCCGGAUGGUCGCCCACCAUGCAGUGAGCAAGGGGCCGUGCCGGCCCGGGGGCGGGGGGGGCCUCCGAGCCCUGGGCUGCCUGGGCUCCCGGAGCCUGUGCAACGUGGGCUUCGGGAGGCCCCGGGUGGCCUCCAGGUGCGGCCUGCCUAGCUUCGGGUACCGAGUGGGGGCCGUCUCCGGACCCUCGGCCUGCAUCGCCCCCGUCACCAUCAACGAGAGCCUGCUGGUCCCACUCGAGCUGGAGAUCGACCCGGCUGUGCAGAGGGUGAAAAGGGACGAGAAGGAGCAGAUCAAGUGCCUGAAUAACCGCUUUGCAUCCUUCAUCAACAAGGUCCGGUUCCUGGAGCAGAAGAACAAGCUGCUGGAGACCAAGUGGAACUUCAUGCAGCAGCAGAGAUGCUGCCAGAGUAACAUAGAGCCCAUCUUCGAGGCCUACAUCUGCGCCCUUCGGAGGCAGCUGGACUGCGUGGCGGGCGAUCGGGCCAGGCUAGAGUCGGAGCUCUGCAGCCUCCAGGACGCACUGGAAAGCUACAAGAAAAAGUAUGAAGAGGAGCUCUCCCUGCGGCCCUGCGCCGAGAAUGAGUUUGUCGCCUUGAAGAAGGAGGUGGACACGGCCUUCCUGAUAAAGGCUGACCUGGAGACCAACGCUGAGGCUCUGGUCCAGGAGAUUGACUUCCUGAAAGGCCUGUACGAAGAGGAGAUGUGCCUGCUCCAGUCUCAGAUCUCCGAGACCUCCGUCAUUGUGAAGAUGGACAACAGCCGGGAGCUGGACGUGGAUGGCAUCAUCGCCGAGAUCAAGGCCCAGUAUGACGACAUCGCCAGCCGCAGCAAAGCCGAAGCUGAGGCCUGGUACCAGAGCCGGUAUGAGGAGCUGCGGCUGACAGCCGGGAACCACUGUGACAACCUCCGCAACCGCAAGAACGAGAUCCUGGAGAUGAACAAGCUGAUCCAGCGGCUUCAGCAAGAGAUUGAGGCCGUGAAAGCCCAGCGCUGCAAGCUGGAGGCCGCCGUGACUCAGGCAGAGCAGCAGGGCGAGGCGGCCCUCGGCGACGCCAAGUGCAAGCUGGCGGGGCUGGAGGCCGCCCUGCAGAAGGCCAAGCAGGACAUGGCCUGCCUGCUCAAGGAGUACCAGGAGGUGAUGAACUCCAAGCUGGGCCUGGACAUCGAGAUCGCCACCUACAGGCGGCUGCUGGAGGGCGAGGAGCACAGGCUGUGCGAGGGCAUCGGGCCCGUGAAUAUCUCUGUGAGCAGCUCCAAAGGCGCAGUCCUCUACGAGCCAUGCACGGUCAGCACACCCGUCCUGAGGACCGAAUACUGCCCAGGGGCCCCUGGGGUCCUCAAGAGCAGCGGGGGCUGCAGCGUAGUGGGCUCCGGCGAAGUCUACAUCCCCUGCGAGCCCCAAGGGGUACUGGGCUGCGUGAGCGGCAGGAGCCCCAGCACGAAGGUGGGCGCUGGGGGCAGCGCCUCCCCCCACAAGUGUUAGCACGGCCCCAGAGGCUGGAAGCCCAAGGACAGGCUUCCAGCCCGCAGCCUGGAUGCCGUCCCCCAACCAGAGCUGAAGACAAGGAUGUUUCCAAACCCCGCCUUCCUGUACCGACCGCAGGUUUCUCUGGGGUUUUCUGAGAGG
This is a messenger RNA of Canis lupus familiaris (dog), 1701 nucleotides long. It is a transcript of the gene KRT82, whose product is annotated as keratin 82. Gene Ontology annotation, biological process: keratinization; intermediate filament organization. The record is from RefSeq and is a predicted model, not a curated record. Gene Ontology annotation, molecular function: structural constituent of skin epidermis. NCBI's taxonomy places the organism in Eukaryota, Metazoa, Chordata, Mammalia, Carnivora, Canidae. Gene Ontology annotation, cellular component: keratin filament.